CAAUAGCUUUCCACUUGUGGCUUCGAAAGUUUCAGUACGAAAAUGAAGUUGAGCCUAAUUUUAAUGGGACUGAUGCUCAUCCCAUGGGGAAAUUCUCUGGUGCACUGGAAGAAACUGGAACCAGGCGCAAACGGUGGCUGCAAGGGCACAAAGGGCGACUUGAAAGUGGGCCAAACAGAGGAAGAUCCUCUGGUUUGCGGGGUCCUUCACUGUUCGGACAAUGCCGGCAAUGCAUUCAUCCACUAUUGUCAAAUACCUAUUACGGUCGCCCUGUGCCCUGGCAAAGGCGUGACCACAGAAAUCAUGUUUCCCGACUGCUGUUGGAUAUGCACUACCUUUAAGAACUGCUGAUGGACGGAUGGAAGGAUCACAUGAACUCCCAAAGUAUUCCCUGACCCAAAAAUGUGCCUAUUGGGAGGGAAAUAUAUGU
This is a messenger RNA of Drosophila subobscura, 430 nucleotides long. RefSeq lists its product as uncharacterized. Lineage: Eukaryota; Metazoa; Arthropoda; Insecta; Diptera; Drosophilidae. The record is from RefSeq and is a predicted model, not a curated record. The transcript is spliced from 3 exons. Bases 43 to 351 code for a protein of 102 amino acids.